This is a messenger RNA of Larimichthys crocea (large yellow croaker), 1034 nucleotides long. RefSeq names its product troponin I type 1a (skeletal, slow) (gene tnni1a). The transcript has 8 exons. Gene Ontology annotation, cellular component: troponin complex. Gene Ontology annotation, biological process: cardiac muscle contraction; skeletal muscle contraction. The record is from RefSeq and is a predicted model, not a curated record. Bases 90 to 656 code for a protein of 188 amino acids. NCBI's taxonomy places the organism in Eukaryota, Metazoa, Chordata, Actinopteri, Sciaenidae.
GGUCUCAUCUCUGAUUUGUCCGUCCUGCCACUGCUGUUGUUGCAUCUCUCUCUCUACCGCUUCUAAGACUGUGAGAUCUCAUCAACAGGAUGCCUGAGCAUGUGCAAGAGAGGAAGCCAAAGAUCUCAGCUUCAAGGAAGCUGAUGCUCAAGAGUCUGAUGGUGGCAAAGGCCAAGGAGGAAUUGGAACAGGAGAUCCUAGUUAAAGAGGAGGAGAAACAGAAGUAUCUGUCAGAAAGAGCUCCUCCUCUAAACACCAGCGGCCUGAGCCUUGCACAGCUACAGGAUCUCUGCAGAGAGCUCCAUGAGAAGGUAGAUGUGGUGGAUGAAGAGCGAUAUGACAUUGAAGCCAAAGUCACGCUCAACACGCGUGAGAUUAAAGACCUGAACAUCAAGGUGUUGGACCUCAGGGGGAAAUUCAAGAGGCCCAAUCUUCGACGCGUUCGUGUGUCUGCUGACGCCAUCCUUCGCUCGCUGCUGGGCUCCAAGCACAAAGUCUCCAUGGACCUCCGAGCCAACCUCAAGUCUGUCAAGAAAGAGGACACUGAGAAGAAGAGGCCAGUUGAAGACAGCGACUGGAGGAAGAACGUGGAGGCCAUGUCCGGGAUGGAGGGAAGGAAGAAGAUGUUUGAUGCUGCUAAGGGUCCUGCCCAGUGAACACAAAAGUUGAUGGGAUGGUGUCAUGUGAGCGACAUCACUCUUCCUGCAACUGAAUUGGUCUAUUGCAGCUUCUGCAUUUCAGUCUCAUGCUGAUAUCACACCUGAUGCCAAGAUAUUUUGCCUUAUAUUUGUACAGCUAUGUAAAACAAUGUAGCUUAUAUCUCUGACAAAUGUGGAUGGUAUUGUAAUUUAAUCAGCAGGUCAAAUAAUACAGCUAAUAAUGAUAAUAUAACCUGGUCAAAUUAAACAGCAUCUUAUAUUCUUGCUUGCUUUUAUGAAUUGUAACAAAUUGAUUUGCAUUUCAUCAGCUGGAUUUAUAUGAAAACUGACACAAUAAAACACACAAAUGGAUCUAAUUUGGGUUUGUUAUGUGUG